UUGCACCUCUGUGUUUUUUCGCCUGCUACGGUCGUUUACAUUGUGUGACGCUUGGACUUGGAUACUGACAGGAUGGAUGUUGGUGGUCAUGAGCCGUGACCGCACUGUUUGUCUAUGGUCGUGACAGAGGGAGCUGCGUUGACAAAGAACAGAAGGAAAUAUUUCAGCAUUUUUUCUUUUUUUCCAGGCCUAAAUGUCAGACAUCUUUUGAAUGGCUGACAUAGGCUAAUUAGCCAAUCUGCUAGAAAAUAUAUAUAUUUCAAAUAGACUCACGCAUAUAUAUUUAGAUACUUGUUCUGUUCACUAGGCCUACUGAUUAUUGAACAUUCAUUUAAUGUCGGUAUAUGUCUUUGAGAUUUACCCCCCAAACACUACUUUGAAAUAUGGGAUCGAAAAUGGUAGGCCUAAGGACAAAGGAGACAUGUAGGCCUAAAAUACACCUAAUGUUGGACCUAAGCUUGCAUCUCUGAGCAUACAGUAUACUGUACCGCACCAUACCCACAUCGAGUGUCUCGCCUCCUGCUUUGAUGGAUGACCCUGCAGGUUGCUGGCGCACUGAUACCACCAAAUCUCCGUCGGCGAGGUGGUCCUGUGAGUUUUACACCUAAUUCUGCCAAGUUUCCAAAGGCAUCCGGGAUCCUGUAAAGACUGCACUGAGGUGACAUCAAGGAUUAAUAUCGCCAGAUGAGUGGGGUCUUUUCGAUGCUCAAACUCAGUCAAUCUCGGAUAAGCCUACCAUUAAGCCUUUGCGUUUUUACUAGGCUAUUUCAUGCAUUUUUACGCACGGUCGAAUCUAUCGAAUAGCCGUUGAAAUGAUGGAAAAACGGAAACCAGAAUUUAGGCAUCUCAGUCCUAUUGUCAAUGGGUGCAAGUCCCCACAGCACGACAGCCUGACUACUUCCAUAACAGGUCGUGUCAGUGGGGAGGGGGGCGAAGCUGUUAGCGAGACACAGGAAAACACGACUGCGGCGUCGGGGGACUCAGCUGAGAGGAAGCGCGUCCCCAGGGAGCACUGCAACGGGACUAUCUUCAUUAAUGGCGUUUCCAAGGAAACGGCGUACCACAGCGAGCUAAAAAAGUUAGUACCGGUUAUCGAAUUGGCCAGGGGAGGAGGACCGGUGGAUAUAAAAGCUAGGGAGCAGACGGCAGACAUUAACCACAAGGUACAGACCACGGAGCUGUGCAGACCGCAGAUACCCCUGCCACUGGAUUCCCGGGACCCGUUGUUGAGCGAAACUCGAAUGGUGCAGUUGAGCCCGCUCGCCUUCCCUCUCCCUGCACGAGCGAUGCUGUACAGUAACUUUGCUCAACCACUCGCCACCAUGAACAGUGGCUAUGGUGGCGAGACAGAACAGUAUGGCAUGUACCCCAGCCAUCGGAUCAAACGACGACCCGCGCCUUAUGAGAUUGAAAUCAACGAUGAUAAUGGCUCACAGCCUAAAAUUGUGCGGCGGAUCUUCACCAACAGCCGUGAGCGUUGGCGCCAGCAGAACGUGAACGGCGCGUUCGCUGACCUCCGCCAGCUCAUCCCUACCCACCCGCCCGAUAAGAAGCUCUCCAAAAACGAGAUCCUCCGACUGGCCAUGAAGUACAUCAACUUCCUGGCCAAGCUACUGGACGACCAGGAAGGUGUGGUGGGGGGCGGCAGUGGUGCUGAGGGGGCCUGGGCUCCCGAGGGCCAUGAGGAGAGCCUGGUCCGGGAGGAGCUCCUCCAGGGCAUGCUGUCAUCCAGCAACUCCAGCUGCGGGAGUCUUCUGGGAGGGGAUGGGAGUCCCGACAGCUACACCGAGGACCAAGACUCGUCUGUCGAGUCUCGAACGCAAACCUCCAGGGUUCUCCAUCCUCACUCUGGACUCCAUAUGGACGAACACAACCACAGAUGACUCAGCAUUUUCCCUAUGUGGAGAAGAAAAGAGACAAUGUGAGAAGCAGGAGCUUGGCGAUUUGGAGCAUUUUUCCACCUGGGUAGAGAGGGGUCAAUAGGGUGUGUUGAAUGUUGAUGCAUUUGUGUUGUGUACAGAUUUGCUCUUUCUCUUCUUCCUGUUUCGCUCAAUGGCUCUGUCUGUUAUUGGCCAAUCCAGAGGAGGGUGUGUUCUCUGGUGGAACAUGUCCCAGCUGCUGUUGUAAGCAGGUGAUGGAUUUGGAAGUCAUGAAAGUACAAACUAAGUUGAAAAUGAAGAAAAUAUUUAAAAACAGUGAAGGUGUUUCUGGAAAAAGGCAUGAAAUUGCAAAAUGAUACCUUUUCUUGUCUAAGGUGAAAGUUUGUUUAGGUACACUGCUUGACUCUAAACAAAAAUGAGAACUGUGUUCUUAAGUACUACAGACUACUAAAUGUAAGUGACUUGUCUUCAUUUUAGGGUCCGCUAAAGUUCAUUUGAGUUCCUUUAGAACCUAACAUUUGGGGUUUAUCAAAUAAUAAUGUCCAGACCUGAAAUCCAGAAAUGGUUUUCUUGAAGAUCACCUCAUUAGUUGUUGGAUGGCACAGUUAAUCCCCAGCACAAAUAGUUAUUCAGUGAGAUAACUGAUAAUAACCGAUAAUCGGUCAAGACAAAAAAAAGUGUGAGAUCUCGGUGUGGCUGUCAAUGACGGGAGAAGAACAAAAUGUUUAAAAGUCUACUUGUUAAUGUGAUAUUCACAUAAACCACAUGGUUGCAAUAUUUACCAUACAAAAUGUAAUUGAGAUUAUAGGUGCACACACACACACACACACACACACACACACACACACACACACACACACACACACACACACACACACACACACACACACGCACACACACACACACACACACACACACACACACACACACACACACACACCAUUUGAAGUUCACACAUACCAUUCGAAGUUCACACACACACCAUUCAUGUUAACUGAGAGCCAAAACAAAGGAGAAAAUUAUUCCUGUCCAAUAACAGAACAAUAAAACAACAUUAUAAUAUCUCUGUAUCUAAAGAUAUUUAAAGACAGGUACAAGCAUUCCACUCUAAGUGUACAUAAAACGGACAAUGGAAACAUUUUUCAACUGCUUCUUUCCCUGUAACCACGGUACAUUGAGUUUAUCCUGUUUUUACACCUUCUUUCAUUUAUCUUUUAUUGAUAACAUUCAUAAAGGAAGUGUUUUACCACUGUAUUUAACACAAUGUACAUGCUAUUUCAGCAUACUAUUGAGUAACCAGAAUUGGUACCUUUUAAUUCUAUGAUGUAUUAAAUAUAAAGUUGUUAUUUUGUAGGAUAAAACCUUUCCAUCUAUAAAUACAUGCAGUGUUAUGUUGUAUGAAACCACAAAAUAAAAAAAAUGGAGAAAAAUAA
Molecule: messenger RNA, 3313 nt
Organism: Oncorhynchus kisutch (coho salmon)
Lineage: Eukaryota; Metazoa; Chordata; Actinopteri; Salmoniformes; Salmonidae
Product: T-cell acute lymphocytic leukemia protein 1 homolog
Exons: 4
Coding region: 813-1883 (356 amino acids)
Biological process (GO): regulation of transcription by RNA polymerase II
Molecular function (GO): RNA polymerase II cis-regulatory region sequence-specific DNA binding; protein dimerization activity; DNA-binding transcription factor activity, RNA polymerase II-specific
Source: RefSeq, a predicted model, not a curated record